Molecule: messenger RNA, 1117 nt
Organism: Effrenium voratum
Lineage: Eukaryota; Dinophyceae; Suessiales; Symbiodiniaceae
Source: the annotation of a GenBank genome assembly
CCAAAGCUCCCAAGGUGUCACCAAAAAAGCAGUCUGAAAAGGUUCAGCGCUUCUCAGCUCUCGCCAUGACCGAUUCCAAAGAGUCACCAAAGGUGCUGGCUUUGGUAAAGGAGGUGGAGGCCCUCAGGACGCGGCUUCGGGAUGCCCAGAGAGCCCAAGACGAGCUCCGGGAGCAAAUGGCCCCGGUGGAGCGCUUGAAGUCCGAGAUCCGUAAGCACAAGCAGCUGCGUGAGGAAGCGGAGAUGCAACUGGAGACAUCGGAAGCCAAGGUGGCAGAGCUCCAGCGGCGCGUGGGUUCGCUGCUGGCGGACCUGGCGCAGCAGAGGCGGGAGACCGAGAAGUUCCAAGGCCGCGCCGAGGAGCUGGAGAGGCUGUGUGCAGAGCUGGGGAAGUCUGAGCGCGGCAGCCAGGCAGAGCUCUUUCGUGCACAAGAGCGAGUGCAGCUGUCGCGGGUGGAGGCAUUCAACUGCACGCUGGCGGAGCAAAGAGCGCAGGAAGAGCGCGAAGAGGCGCUGGCCAAGGUCCACAGCAAGGCGCAGCAGCUGCAGGCGUUGAAGGCGGAGUGGACUGUGCUCAGCGAGCAGACCACAGAGGUGCGAGAGGAGCUGGUGGAGAAGCGAGCCGUAGUGAACUGCCUGCAGAAGGAGCACGGCCAGCUACGGAAGGAGCACCUGGAGCUGCAGCAGAGCUUCGCGCAACAGCGGGAGGCCCUGCAUGGCGCCACCGCUGAGGUGCAAGCGCUGCGGGAAAGGAGCGAAGGACUGGAAGCUGAGCUCCAGAGGCGACAGGAGGCUGAGGCUCAGGCGAAAGUUCAGGAAACAACCCAUGAGCCCGAGCCUUCCGGCAACUUUCAGAUCUCUCUGCCGGCUGCGCCGCGCGCCGUGGCGGCGCCCGAAGGUGCGCAGCUUUUCCGCAGCGCGAUGGACGAUUUGGAACUGCCCGGCUUGGCGAAUUACCUCCAGCGGGAGAUGAAGUGUUUGAAGUCCAGACGAGACUACCCGCGCUGUGCGGCGGCGCGGCAGAUGAGGGGCCGCAUUCUAGACGGGCACAGCGCAACGCUUUUUAGCUAAAGUGCCGCGUGCUAGGAGGACUCUCCUGUCUGCUAAGCAGAGUGGAG